Molecule: messenger RNA, 1275 nt
Organism: Drepanopeziza brunnea f. sp. 'multigermtubi' MB_m1
Lineage: Eukaryota; Fungi; Ascomycota; Leotiomycetes; Helotiales; Drepanopezizaceae
Source: RefSeq, a predicted model, not a curated record
AUGGGUCAGACCCUGUCCGAACCGGUGAUCGACAAGACUUCCGAGAAUGGUGGCGACGAUCGCUUGAUCUACGGUGUGUCUUCGAUGCAAGGAUGGAGAAUCAGUAUGGAGGAUGCGCAUGCUGCUGUGCUCGACCUGCAGUCAGUGGCCGAGGACAAAAAGAACACGAAACCCAAGGACGCUGAAUCGAGGCUUUCAUUCUUUGGAGUGUAUGAUGGACACGGAGGAGAUAAGGUGGCACUAUUCGCCGGCGAGAAUAUCCAUCCCAUUAUCGCAAAGCAGGAUGCCUUCAAGAAGGGUGAUUUGGAGCAGGCCUUGAAGGAUGGAUUUUUGGCAACCGACCGGGCAAUCCUCAGCGACCCACGGUACGAGGAAGAGGUUUCUGGAUGCACAGCUUCCGUUGCUAUCGUCUCGGCAACUCAGAUAUUUGUCGGAAACGCUGGUGAUUCUAGAAGUGUUUUAGGUGUCAAGGGCAGAGCAAAGCCAUUGUCGUUCGAUCACAAGCCGCAAAAUGAAGGCGAAAAGGCAAGAAUUACAGCUGCCGGUGGAUUCGUUGACUUUGGACGAGUCAACGGUAAUCUUGCUCUGUCCAGAGCCAUUGGUGACUUUGAGUUCAAGAAGAGCGCCGAGCUUGCUCCCGAGCAACAGAUUGUCACAGCUUACCCCGACGUCACCGUUCACAAUAUUUCUCCUGAUGAUGAGUUCUUGGUCGUUGCUUGUGAUGGUAUCUGGGAUUGUCAGUCCUCCCAAGCAGUUGUCGAGUUUGUUCGGCGCGGAAUCGCUGCCAAGCAAGACCUCUCGAAGAUCUGCGAGAACAUGAUGGACAACUGUCUUGCUUCCAGCUCCGAGACCGGAGGUGUUGGCUGCGAUAACAUGACCAUUAUCAUCAUCGGACUUCUGGGCGGCAAGACCAAGGAGGAGUGGUACGAUGAGAUUGCGAAGAGAGUAGCCAAUGGAGACGGUCCUUGUGCACCUCCCGAAACUGGGCUAAUCAUUGGACUAGCGGAGUUCCGGGGCCCGGGCGUUCACCACAACUUUGAUGAUAGCGACAGCGGGUAUGAUGUUGACAUGGACAAAAAGUCAAAGUCUAUCGGAGACUCGGACGAUACCGAGAUGUUCGACCGCAGCGAGGAGGACCAGGAUCUGGCCAGCCAAGUCACUAGGGGACAGCCGGUUGAGACCACGGCCACUCCAGAGAAGAUCAGCGAUUCCGAGCCAAACUACAAGGGUAUUGCCGAUAAUUCAGACGAGAAGACUACCAAGCCAUCGAAGUAG